AUGUCGCUCGUGACGGGAGUUAUCCGCCGGCUAGACGAAACAGUGGUGAACCGCAUCGCGGCGGGAGAGGUUAUCCAGCGGCCCGCUAAUGCCAUCAAGGAGAUGAUUGAGAAUUGCUUAGAUGCAAAGUCCACAAGUAUCCAAGUGAUUGUUAAAGAGGGAGGCCUGAAGUUGAUUCAGAUCCAAGACAACGGCACUGGGAUCAGGAAAGAAGAUUUGGACAUUGUGUGUGAGAGGUUCACCACAAGUAAACUGCAGUCCUUUGACGAUUUAGCCUCUAUUGCUACUUAUGGCUUUCGGGGUGAGGCUCUGGCCAGCAUCAGCCAUGUGGCUCACGUUACUAUUACAACCAAAACAGCUGAUGGAAAGUGUGCAUACAGAGCAAGUUACUCAGAUGGAAAGCUGAAAGCGCCUCCUAAGCCAUGUGCGGGCAAUCAGGGGACCCAGAUCAUGGUGGAGGACCUUUUUUAUAAUAUCGCCACGAGGAGAAAAGCUUUAAAAAAUCCAAGUGAAGAGUAUGGAAAAAUUUUGGAAGUUGUUGGCAGGUAUUCAAUACACAAUUCAGGCAUUAGUUUCUCAGUUAAAAAACAAGGUGAGACAGUGGCUGACGUCAGAACACUGUCCAACGCCACAACCGUGGACAACAUUCGCUCCAUCUUUGGAAAUGCCGUUAGUCGGGAAUUAAUAGAAGUUGGGUGUGAGGACAAGACCCUAGCCUUCAAAAUGAAUGGCUAUAUUUCCAAUGCAAACUACUCGGUGAAGAAAUGUAUCUUCUUACUCUUCAUCAACCAUCGUCUGGUAGAAUCAACUUCUUUGCGAAAAGCUGUUGAAACAGUGUAUGCCGCAUAUUUGCCCAAAAACACACACCCAUUCCUCUACCUAAGUUUAGAAAUCAGCCCCCAGAAUGUGGAUGUGAAUGUGCACCCCACAAAGCAUGAAGUGCACUUUCUGCAUGAGGACAGCAUCCUGGAGCGGGUGCAGCAGCAUAUUGAGAGCAAGCUCCUGGGCGCCAACUCCUCCAGGAUAUACUUCACCCAGACUUUGCUACCAGGGCUUGCUGGCCCUUCUGGAGAGGCAGUGAAGUCCACAAUGGGUGUGGCCACCUCGUCUACUUCUGGAAGUGACAAAGUUUACGCUCACCAGAUGGUUCGCACAGAUUCCCGGGAACAAAAACUCGAUGCCUUUCUGCAGCCUGUAAGCAAGGCUCUGUCCAGCCAGCCCCAGGUCCUGGCCCCAGAAGACAGCAGAGACAGCCCCAGUGGCUCUGCCCGACAGCAGGAUGAGGAGAUGCCUGAACUUCCAACCCUUGCUGAAGCAGCUGCCAAGGAGCAGGGCUUGGAAGGGGAGCCCACGCAGGGGACUUCAGAAAUGUCAGAGACGAGAGGGCCCACUUCCAAUCCAGGCAAUGCCAGAAAGAGACCCCGGGAAGACUGUGAUGCAGAAAUGGUGGAAGAUGAUUCUCAGAGGGAAAUGACAGCCGCCUGUGCCCCGCGGAGAAGAAUUAUUAACCUCACCAGUGUUUUGAGUCUCCAGGAAGAAAUUAAUGAGCGGGGCCAUGAGACUCUCCGGGAGAUGCUGCAUAACCACUCCUUCGUGGGCUGUGUGAAUCCGCAGUGGGCCUUGGCGCAGUACCAGACCAAGCUGUACCUUCUCAACACCACCAAGCUCAGCGAAGAAUUGUUCUACCAGAUACUCGUCUAUGAUUUUGCCAAUUUUGGUGUUCUGAGGUUAUCGGAGCCAGCCCCGCUCUUUGACCUGGCGAUGCUCGCUCUGGACAGUCCUGAGAGCGGCUGGACAGAAGAAGAUGGUCCCAAAGAAGGGCUAGCCGAAUACAUCGUGGAGUUUUUGAAGAAGAAAGCAGAGAUGCUUGCCGACUAUUUCUCUUUGGAAAUUGAUGAGCAGGAAGGGAACCUGAUCGGAUUACCGCUUCUGAUUGACAACUAUGUGCCCCCUUUGGAGGGACUACCCAUCUUCAUACUUCGAAUGGCCACGGAAGUGAAUUGGGAUGAAGAAAAGGAAUGUUUUGAAAGCCUAAGUAAAGAAUGUGCAACGUUCUACUCCAUCCGGAAGCAGUAUGUCAGUGAGGAGUCCACCCUCUCUGGCCACCAGCAGAGUGACGGGCCCGACUCUGCUCCAAACCCCUGGAAAUGGACUGUGGAACAUAUUCUCUAUAAAGCCUUCCGCUCACACCUUCUGCCUCCUCAACAUUUCACAGAAGAUGGAAAUAUCCUGCAGCUUGCUAACCUGCCUGACCUGUACAAAGUCUUUGAGAGGUGUUAAAGGUGGCUGACCCUGGACCCCAGGGGUGUUUUUGCAUCCUGAUGAUGGUAGGACUUAAAAUAUUCUUGUUUGUUUACUAGUUAACUCCCUUCAUUAAAGGUAAACCGUAAAUAAAUUUUCAACUAUA
Messenger RNA from Echinops telfairi (small Madagascar hedgehog), 2407 nucleotides. RefSeq names its product mutL homolog 1 (gene MLH1). Gene Ontology annotation, molecular function: mismatched DNA binding; ATP binding; ATP-dependent DNA damage sensor activity. The transcript has 19 exons. Gene Ontology annotation, biological process: mismatch repair. The record is from RefSeq and is a predicted model, not a curated record. Gene Ontology annotation, cellular component: MutLalpha complex. NCBI's taxonomy places the organism in Eukaryota, Metazoa, Chordata, Mammalia, Afrosoricida, Tenrecidae. The coding region runs from base 1 to 2280 and encodes 759 amino acids.